AUGACUAAACAACUAGCUCUUUGCCGUCCGUUUAUUCCUCCCUCCGUUCUCGUAACGAGUAAAAGACUUCUCUCCUCGACCACUUUUUGGUCUGGAGAACCGGAGAAGAGUCCGAAAAGAAGAAAACUCUUUGUCGUCCCUGUCGUUCCUCGCUUCCGUUUGUUUGUCUCGCCUUCGCGGCGUAUUCGGGUAUCCCCUCGUCGUCCUUUUCGUGGUGUGUUUCCUCCACCUGCUGUUUCUGCGUGUGGGUUUGCCGCGCCUCCGACACUUUUCCCUCUUCCUUCUUUUCUUCCGUUGAGGAAAUUUGGUCUGAUUUCCGCACUUACGAGGGCCCCUGAUAUUCUUGAUUGGGUCAUAGGAACAUAA
Mucor mucedo is the source of this 366-nucleotide messenger RNA. RefSeq lists its product as uncharacterized. Lineage: Eukaryota; Fungi; Mucoromycota; Mucoromycetes; Mucorales; Mucoraceae. The record is from RefSeq and is a predicted model, not a curated record. The transcript is spliced from 4 exons. The coding region runs from base 1 to 366 and encodes 121 amino acids.